Molecule: messenger RNA, 3696 nt
Organism: Clupea harengus (Atlantic herring)
Lineage: Eukaryota; Metazoa; Chordata; Actinopteri; Clupeiformes; Clupeidae
Gene: klf12a
Product: Kruppel-like factor 12a
Exons: 6
Coding region: 166-1242 (358 amino acids)
Biological process (GO): regulation of transcription by RNA polymerase II
Molecular function (GO): DNA-binding transcription factor activity, RNA polymerase II-specific; RNA polymerase II cis-regulatory region sequence-specific DNA binding
Source: RefSeq, a predicted model, not a curated record
AGAGAGAUAAAGUCAAGAGUGCGGGAGAGGAGGAGAAAUUCCAGAGAGGAGCAGAGGAAAAGAGAAAGAGAGGAGGAGAGGAAAAGAGAAAGAGAGAAGGAGAGAACCUUAAGGGACAGAAGAAAUCUCAUCCUACUGCAGCUGCACUAAAGAGGUGGUGACAGGAUGCUGAUGCUGGAUGGGCGGCCGGUCCUGCGCUCCGCAGCCGAGCGAGUCGAAUCCCCGCGACGAUCUCCAGACGUGCGGCGGUACCCUGACACCGUGCUGGUGUUCGACAGGCGCGUCCGCAGCGAGACCCCAGAGAGGCGCUUCCUCCCGUCGGAUCUCUUCCAGACCCAGACGGAACCGGUGGACCUCUCCACCCACAGACCCAGAACAUCACCGCCGAUCGCCCCCCGCCCCUCCCCGCGGCACACCCCUCCUUCCUCAUCAUCAUCAUCAUCAUCAUCAUCCUCAUCAUCCUCCUCAUCCUCCCCAUCCUACUCCUGCCCCUCUGUCAUCACCCCCGUCCCGAGGCCGCGGAUUCUCACGCCCAUCUCUGGGUCCUCCCCCCCGGGGGUGAGAGGUCAGCCCUUCCUGCAGGUGGCGCACCCCCACCCCGUGCCGCCGUGCCCGAGCCCGGUGCACCUUCACCCGCGCCGGGUACCGGUGGUGAUGCAGUCCAUGCCGCUGCUCUACGCGGGCAUGAGCAGCCUGGGCACCACGGCAACCGCAUCCAGCCUCAUCAUGCCACUGCUGGAGGAGAGCAGGAUCCACCGGGCAGUCACACACCGUGUCCCAGAUGGACCGUCGCCACGGCGAUCCCACAGUGACAGCGAUGACGAUGACCUGCCGAACGUGACCUUGGACAGCGUCAACGAGAUGGGCUCCACAGCACUGUCCAUAGCACGAGCUGUGCAAGACUCCAUGUUGCCGUUCAGCAUGGAGAGCCUGCGGCGGCCCCGGCGGUCCGAGUCCCCCGACUCCAAGAGGCGGCGCAUCCACAGGUGUGAGUUUGAGGGCUGCAACAAGGUCUACACCAAGAGCUCACACCUGAAGGCCCACAGGAGAACACACACAGGUGAGAAGCCGUAUAAGUGCACGUGGGACGGCUGCACAUGGAAGUUCGCCCGCUCAGACGAGCUGACGCGCCACUAUCGCAAGCACACCGGCGUCAAACCCUUCAAGUGCGGCGACUGCGAUCGCUCCUUCUCCCGCUCCGACCACCUCGCCCUGCACCGCCGCCGGCACGCCCUCGUCUGAGUACCGCAGCUGCCCAUUGGACGAUGCGGGUCACAGACAGACAGACAGACAGACUGACCAAUCAAAUCAGCAGAGCUGGUUCUCUGCCUGUUAGCUCAACCCUGGGGGGAGGAGCCAUCAUUACACCCCUACCGCUCUUGAACCAAUCAGAGCAACAGACCGCCGCAGCCACAGGGUCCGAUUGAGAGAGAGAGAGAGAGAGGGAUGGAGAGAAGAAAAGACUGAGAGAGGGAAGAAGAGAGUAAACAUGAGGACUUGCUGGUGUGUGUGUCCUGCCAGCAAACAGACAUCCAGAACAUUUCCUUCAGGAUGUUAAUUUCUAUAGACGUUUUUAAAAAGCAUUUGUACACAAGUUGUUUUGUCUGCAUUUCAUUCAGCUGUGUUGUUUUGGUGAUUGUCACUUUAGGAAAUUGUGUUUUUUUUUUUUUCAGCUUGUUUUACACAGCUUGUGGAGAAAAGUUAGCAGGAAAUCAGAGGAAGGCAGGGUUAGAGAGAGACACACAAAUCGUUGUGCAAGUGAGACGAGUGUAUGCAUGACACCCACAUCCAUUCCAUCUCCCGUUUUUGGGGAGAGAUAUUAGGAGCGGGAGCACUUCCGAGGGCCAGGAGCGAGGUGCUUGAGUUCACAUCAGUCAAAUGACUCUUAGUGCAAUACAAACUCCCACACACCAUCGCUUUCCAAUCGAGUCAGUAUAUCAUUGUUUUCCUAUCUCAUCAGUGCCCCAUUGUAGUAAAAUCAUGUUUGUAUACCAUAAUUUAACAAUCUUAUCAGUAUUUCUGUACGUUGUCUGGGCGUCCCGUCCCCUUUUCCCCGUGUGUACGGUCACCACCAGCGUCUCUACUCUAUUGUAGUUGAUUUUCUGGAUCGUAUUAAUUUUAUCCUUUGAUAAAUAGUAUUAUAAAGUGUUUUCUUAUUGCUAAGACAUUCCAGGGGGGUAGCUUAGGUGAGUAUGAAGCGGAGGUGUGUAUGUGUGUGUGUGUGUGUGUGUGUGUGUGUGUUUGCACAGUUCAGACUCCUGCCACCAGGGGGCAGUGCAGGAGCACAGAGACUUACAAGUGGCAGAGGGGCUAGUUCAGAUGGUUGCAGAGUGAUUUGCCAAAAUGAUCCUUCACCUCGUUUAAAAAAAAAAACGUUCACACACACAUCACCUCCAUGGGUAGACCACAGACCCAACCAUCACCAGUGUUAUUUCUAGUCUUGUGGGAACUUUGUCAGAUGUGGGUCGGCCCGAUGGUGAACGGGGGGCCUGACAUUUAUGAAGAAAUUCAAUGAGGUCUUGUGAGGUUUGAGCUCAAAGCACAGUGGAGUGCAACAGUAUGGUUGCCUACAACCCUCACGCGCCACCAAAAGCUAAACAGCUGGCCAGCAGAUGUCUCCGCCUGUGCUGUGAGGCCGCCGGAGUAAUCCCUACCAAGACUUCAGGACCCAAGCCAUUAAAGUCCCUACACCCUUGCAUGCUCCAUACGAAUGACACCUUAGACACUUUAAAUCAAUCAGUCAAUCAAUCAAUCAAUCAAUCAAUUUGUUUAUUUGAUGAAGAGGGACAGUGUACAUUCAUGAACAUUAAAAUGUAAAUGCACCCAAUUAUAGCCAAAAGGCUAAUUUCCAUUGGCAGUCCCCCUGCCAGAGUGAAAAAGGAUAUACAACCUAAAAAAAGGGGCAUUAAUGUAUAUCAAACAUAACAGUGACAAUAAAAUAAAUAAAUAAAUAAGAUACAAUACAAAGAUACAAGAUAAAUUGAGCUGCCCCCCAGUACUGACUUUAAAAAAGAGCAUUCCCAUUGGAAGAGAGCACAAGCCAAUCAAUGUUUAGAAUUAAGAAUUAACAAGAGUAAUCUAACCAAUCAGCAGCCAGGACUUCAUGGUGGUUAUAGUGUGGUUGCACAGACUUUGCACCUCAAUCAUCUGCGCUAAUGCUAAUGCUAAUGCUAAUAUUAAUAAGGUCAAAUGAAUAAUAAAGUUUGGACCAGAGGUGCUGUUGUUUUAAUAUUGAUUAUUGAUUGGGUUUACCUUUGCACCUGGGGGGUUGGGGGUGGGGGUGUCCCCUUCUUAGUGCACAAGCGUAGUUUUAGCAGAGGUCUGUAUAUUUUACAUGAGUUAUUCAAAGUUAUGAUAUGCGUUGAUUUAUUUGUUUGUAUGUUUCUGUUAUUAAGCGUGUUAUGUAAAUGCACAGUGUUGAGCAGUUUUGUACGUUCCCAGAUAAGUGUGAUGUAUUACAGUCAUAGUAUUUUACAGGAGCCCAGCUUUGUGAAAGUAUAAAUAUAUAAAUAUAUAUAAUUAAAACUUCAAAGUAUUCAUCUUUUUUUCUCUCUUUUGAUGGUGUACAAUGAUUCAUAUUUUGUUUUCUAAUUAUGAGUUUGGUUUGAAGUUUGAAUGGAACUUAUACGUUAUAAAAAUGUCUGAUAUUAAUUUGAAUGGAGGCAUGUUAGUCAAUAAACAAGAGCCGGUUUGUAA